GUCCAGAUUCAAAUAUUCCCAGUUGUUUCAACAGUGGGUGUUUACUAUGGGCUUGUUUGGAUCAGGAUUUAACAUAACAAACUACCUUAAAAUGUAAUUGUAAUGGCUUAAAACAGUGAUUAUUUCUCACAAACCUGUGAGUGGGCCGGGCUGACCCAGUUGGGGAUGAAUGGUAGAGGGUGCCCUCACAUCUGGCAGGCAGCUAGGAAAGCAAGAAUGAUGCAGCAAGAUUGCACCCAUCAAUGUGCGGGCACUUGUCAUUAUGCCCAUGUUGCCUUGUCCCAUCUCACUGGCCAGAGCAGAUGGCACGAGCACCCUUGCCUGAGUGUGGGGCGCCACCCAGCAGAAUUGGGACAGACAGGAAUGAAUUGGAGCUGUUAUGGCAGUUGUCCACAAUAAGGGCUCCGUUCUGUUCUCCUUUUGGGUCUUUUUUAUUCUAGAGCAGUAUCUGUUGCUGACUUUUUUUUAUGCCCCACGCUGGAUCUGGUUGACUUUCCCCAUAGAAUUGGUAUGUGUGUCCCAGAUGGGAACAGUAGCCCUGUGCACAGCCAUGUGCCAGGCUUCUGUGGCUCUGCCCUGACCCUAGACAUGGAGAGGAGGGCAGGUGAAUCGGGCUCUGGGCUUUGUGUUCCCAGAGCAAUAGCCUUAGGAGAUGGUUGGCAGUUAAGCUUGUGAGCCAGGCCAGGCAGCAUGCAGGCUGCGCGCACUCUGGUUUCUGGUUAGGAAGCCCUCAGUGCUGCUGCUCCCUAGAGUACAUGCCCAGAUGGUUCUAAGAACCUGUACGUCAAUUCUCAGGAACCCCGCUGCCCCGCUGUGGUGCUCAGCAUCAUGGACGCUGAGUCAAGUUCGUAUUUAGUAGACUGAAUCAGCAAAAACCUAACCAGACAGCCCCAGAAGGGUGGGUCGUUAACCAGCCAAUGGGACGAAUGACGAGGAGGGAGGGAGAGUAGUUAAAAACCUAAGAAUAAACCACAGAGGAAGCAAAAGUAUUGCGUAGAUAGUGUUCUGUGCGUGCAUGUGUAGGUUUCAGGUCACAGUGUAAAAGUCUAUUUCUUUUUUACUGGUUUUAAAUGUAUUGAAAUUCACAUAAAAGUAACCAUUUUAAAGUAUAUUCACAGUGUUCCACUGCCACGCCUGUCUGGUUCCAGCAAAAAAAGGGACAUUUCUGAACCUGGAUCAGUGUCCAUUUUUUCCGGACUUUUUUGAUCUACACCAAGCAGCUGAUCUACCUGAAGAAAAGUGUGGGCACUUGUCUUAGCUCGGGCUGCUAUCACGCAACACCACAAACCGGGCAGCUCUGACAACAGAUACUUCUUCCUUCCGCCUCUGGAGGCUGGUAGCCUGAGGUCAAGGCACCCACCAGAAAUAAAUUCAUCACAGACCAGAGGCUGGGAAUGACUACCAGAGACUAUAUUUCCAAAAGGAAUGAGGUCCAGUAUCCAGCCCAACCCCACGUGCCGGGAACUGGCGGGCCGCAGACACCAGACGCACACCCCGAGGUGGAAGAAGCCAGCUGCCGACGACAGGGACCAUGGCAGCCAACGCAAAGGGCAGCAAGUCUGAGCCAAACCACGUGAUUUUCAAGAAAGUCUCCCGGGACAAGUCGGUGACCAUCUACCUGGGGAAGAGAGACUAUAUAGACCAUAUUGAUCAAGUAGAACCUGUGGAUGGUGUCGUGUUGGUGGAUCCCGAACUUGUGAAGGGAAAGAAAGUGUAUGUGUCUCUGACCUGCGCCUUCCGCUACGGCCAGGAGGACAUUGAUGUGAUCGGCCUGAGCUUCCGUAGGGACCUGUACUUCUCUCAGGCCCAGGUGUUCCCGCCCGUGGAGGCUACCCCUGCCCCCACAAAACUGCAGGAGAGCCUGAUGAAGAAGCUGGGAGGCAACACAUACCCCUUCCUGCUCAAGUUUCCUGAUUACUUACCCUGCUCGGUGAUGCUGCAGCCCGCUCCGCAAGACGUAGGGAAGUGCUGUGGGGUCGACUUUGAGGUCAAAGCAUUCGCCAGAGACAGCGCAGAGGACGAAGAGGACAAAGUGCCCAAGAAGAGUUCCGUGCGUUUACUGAUCCGGAAGGUACAGCACGCGCCAGCAAAGAUGGGUCCCCAGCCCCAAGCUGAGUCCUCCUGGCAGUUCUUCAUGUCAGACAAGCCCUUGCACUUGGCUGUCUCCCUCGACAAAGAGACCUAUUUCCAUGGGGAGCCCAUUUCGGUGACGAUUACCGUGACCAAUAACACGGAGAAGACAGUGAAGAAGAUUAAAGCAUUAGUGGAGCAAGUGGCCAAUGUGGUUCUCUACUCAAGCGAUUAUUACACCAAGCCGGUGGCCCAGGAGGAAACACAAGAAAAAGUGCUACCAAACAGCACUCUGACCACGACACUGAUGCUGGUGCCCUUGCUGGCCAACAACCGGGAAAGACGGGGCAUCGCCCUGGAUGGGAAGAUCAAGCAUGAGGACACGAACCUUGCCUCCAGCACCAUAAUAAAGGAGGGCAUAGACCGGACUGUCCUGGGCAUCCUGGUGUCUUACCAUAUCAAAGUGAAGCUCACAGUGUCAGGCUUUCUGGGAGAACUCACCUCCAGUGAAGUGGCCACUGAGGUGCCUUUCCGCCUCAUGCAUCCCCAGCCCGAGGACCCAGCAAAGGGAAGUUUCCAGGAUGAAAAUUUGGUUUUCGAGGAAUUUGCUCGCCAAAAUCUGAAAGACUCAGGAGACACCGAAGAAGGGAAGAAAGACCAGGAGGCCGGGGAUGAGUGAAGAUGAUGCUGGGAAUCGGGGUAGUUCGCAGCCUGGAUGAGCCACGCACCACAGUUAGCCCUUUAGUUAUGCUAAAUACCAAAGUGUGAGUCUUCUCCACAGAAAUAAAGUUUGUUCUGCUGUGAUCUGA
Messenger RNA from Lontra canadensis (Northern American river otter), 2879 nucleotides. RefSeq names its product S-antigen visual arrestin (gene SAG). The record is from RefSeq and is a predicted model, not a curated record. NCBI's taxonomy places the organism in Eukaryota, Metazoa, Chordata, Mammalia, Carnivora, Mustelidae. Gene Ontology annotation, molecular function: G protein-coupled receptor binding. The transcript is spliced from 17 exons. The coding region runs from base 1532 to 2749 and encodes 405 amino acids. Gene Ontology annotation, biological process: G protein-coupled receptor internalization; signal transduction. Gene Ontology annotation, cellular component: photoreceptor inner segment; photoreceptor outer segment.